GCGCCCUCAUCAUGAGUACCGAAACAGCUGAAAACUCACCUGCAAAGAAAAGUAAAAAUGAAGUUGUGAUGAUCCAGGCGGGAGGCGGAGAUGCAGCUCACCAGACACGCCCACAGACGUCCUCUACUGCCUCGGCAGCAGGAACUACCACCUCGGCCAUACCAGUCAGCAUUACCCCAGCACAAAUGGUGCAAGUGGUGGCUUCUGGUUCAUCAGCACAGCCUACAUUGGUCCACCCGACUACAGUGAUGACUGCGCAGGGUCUAGCAGCACAGGGGUUAGCCGCCCAGGGCCUGGCAGCCUUCCAGCCCCAGGCUGCCCAGCUCCAAGCCAUCGCAGGCCACCUUCAGCAGCCCCAACAGUUUCUGGUCAAUCCUGGUGCUGGCCAAGUUCUCCUGCAGACACUACCCUUUGCACAGGCAGGUGCCACCCCUAUCGCACUGGCUAACCUUCAAGGAGCUCAACAGGUAGCACUUGCUACGUCGGCUGCUCAGAUGCUCAAGUCUCCUGCAAACCAGCUCAAGAUGGCCACCAUGCAGAGUGCAGCCCAGCAGCUCCAAGCAGCCGCUGCGGCCUCCACCAGCCAGGCCCAGACCUCCCAGACGACUACCGGAACCUCCCAGGCCGUGGCCGCAGCAGCCGCCCAGCUGGCAACGCCUAUCCAGACCAUCACGACGGCAUUGACACCGCAGCAGCUUCAGCUCCUGCAACAGCAGCAAGUCCAGGUUAUUAGUCCUUUCCCCGAUCUCACCAAGGUAUGGGCAAACCAGCAACAACCGCAGCAACAACAACAGCUUCAGCAGCAGCAGCAAAACCAGCAGUUCCAGCAACGAAACCAGCAACAGAUGCAGCAACAACAACAGGUACUUCCUCAGCAGGUGCAGCAACAGCAGCAAGGCUUGCAACAACAAAAGAUUGCGCCACAGCUGCCGGGUCAGCUUCAACAGAUCUCUGCUCAAGACCUGCAACAGUUGCAGCAGCUCCAGCAGCAGAAUCCCAACCUGCAACAAUAUGUCUUCUUGCAAGCUCCUCAGGUGUCCACAAACAUGCAACAAGCCCAGCAACUCUUGCUGCAACAACAGCAGCAGCAGCAGCAGCAACAACAGAAUCUGGCCCAGCAACAAGGGUUGUUGCAGCAGACGCAUGCCGGCAUGAUACCCCAGCAGUCUAUAAUUCAAGCACAGGCCAUCAACGCACAACAGUUACAGCAGCAGGCACUGACUGCGGCGGGAAUCCAGUCUGUUACUGCUGCAACAGCCACUGCAACAACAAAUGCCCAGAGUGUGACUGCAGGUCAGCAGCUUCAAAUCCAGCAAGCCCAGAAGCAAGGAAGUGGACUGGCCUCCGUGACUACUCCACCCGUCCCAAGUAUUCCUCACAGCCACAUAGAAGAGCAGACGGAUCUGGAGGAGCUGGAACAGUUUGCACGGACCUUCAAACAGAGGCGAAUCAAACUGGGCUUCACACAGGGUGAUGUUGGCCUGGCCAUGGGCAAGCUGUAUGGCAACGACUUCAGUCAGACGACCAUUUCCCGCUUUGAAGCCCUCAACCUAAGCUUCAAGAACAUGUGUAAGCUCAAACCUCUACUGCAGAAAUGGUUGGACGAUGCCGAUACAACCGUAGCCAACCCUGCCCUCCUAGGUCCUCACAGUAGUCCCGAAGGCAUCAACCGUCGCAGGAAAAAGCGUACAAGCAUCGAAACCAACAUCAGGGUGUCGCUGGAAAAGAGCUUCCUCCAGCAGCCAAAGCCGACGUCGGAAGAGAUCGCCAUCCUUGGGGAGCAGCUAGGUAUGGAGAAGGAAGUAGUCAGGGUUUGGUUUUGUAACCGGCGACAGAAAGAGAAGCGCAUCAACCCACCCGUGUCGAGUCUGAACCUCCAGAACUUGAUGGCGCACCACACGUCGAUAGCAUCCUUGAACCUGUCACCAGGGGUCAACCAGAUUCAACAGUCCACUCCUGCUACACCAGUUACACCGUCCACACCCAUUUCCACCAAAAUCAUUAACACUGUUGGCACACCUGCCUCAAACGGACCGAGCAUCACCCCUGUGCAGGCCAAAACCGUGGCUAUACAGUCAUCAGGAAGAACUAUCGCAGUCAAUCUGGUGUCUGCAACCAACGGUCAAGUUGCAGCGACACCCGCAACGACAGUCACGCCAAUCGCUCUGACAGCCGUUACUCCGUCCACAUCCGGCCAGCCGCAGAUGUCGCUGAAUGCAGCUGCCCAAAGGGCGAUAUUAGCUGCUGCCGUCUCACAGAAAGCAGGAACCGGCAACACAGUCACAACGACGACAGUCACUCCUACCUUGUUGCAAACUGCUAACCAACUAGCAGCGCUGUCAGGAACAAAUACCAAUGCAGUGACAAGUGGAACAACACCAAAGAGCUCUAGUGGAGCAAAGUACUUGCUUUAGAUUAGUACUUAGAGAGAACUGUCCUCUAUUCUAGAUUCCUACAGGUAUAGAAAAUCACAUAAGAUGAAAGAAUUUGCAGGAGUGAAUCAUGCGUUGUAGCAUUCCAGUUUGAAAUGAUGAUAUUCUCUGUCUCUCGGAUACCACAACCCAGUCCAAAAACACUUGAAGACAAAAACAAAAUGCCACAUGAAGUCACUGAUAGUCAUGGAAAUUUUGUGAGCAUUUCAUAUAGCAAGUAUUAGUUUUCACCGACAACUUUGUGAAGCUACUGAAAUCGUUGCAUCUGAUUGGUUCAUAAGAAAUAAGUCGGUAAAGAUCACCGACUAUUUGCUUUAUGAAAAGCUAGCUGGGCCAAAAGUUCUACAUGUCUGUGAAGAUAGUUUUUCAAAUUGACCAUGUUGCUUGUAUCUCACUCCUUGGGACCCUCAAUCUCAAGUUCCAAAGUCAUGUUUCUCAUUAGAUAAAAACAAUUUUGCCUUUGAUGUUUAAGCCCAUGAUUAAGCAUGUCCAUAUUGGGCAAUGAGUGGUCUUUAAUAGUCACUUUGAAAUAUCCCACAGAUUUGUGUAGUAGGUAUCAAAUCUUGUGAUCAAUAAGGUGCUUUCAUUUUGCAUGACGGAUGCCUCUACGAUGAUGAAAUUGAUGUUUAAACCAUCUACACAUUAAAUUUCUUUGGUCCUCCAGUUUUACUCAGUUUUGUACUGAAAACAACCUUACAAUACAGAUUUGGUCAUGUGACACCUUAUGUAUAUAUCAACGCAAGUACGUCCUAUCCUGAAAUCAAGAAGAUUUAUUCUCAGGACAGAAUAUAGUUAUCGACCAUUGUAAAAUAAUCCGUUAUGGUUUAUCAAAGUUACUACAAGGGGAAGAUCGGACAGUACAUAGACCGCGUAAUGAAACGCUCGGGAAGAGCGCCCCACAGCGUUGAGUAAGUAACGACCUUUUUUUACCUUUGCGUAUUGCGAGGUGGUUGUGUACAAAACAUAUGAGAGAAAUGGUGAAGGGUUGAAGGAAUAGACGAUUUUUACAUUUUAAAUUUUUUUCAUUUAAUUUUGUUUUCUUAAAUUAAAGAUGAAUAUAUUUCUG
Messenger RNA from Lytechinus pictus (painted urchin), 3498 nucleotides. RefSeq names its product POU domain, class 2, transcription factor 1-like. The transcript is spliced from 11 exons. Lineage: Eukaryota; Metazoa; Echinodermata; Echinoidea; Temnopleuroida; Toxopneustidae. Gene Ontology annotation, molecular function: RNA polymerase II cis-regulatory region sequence-specific DNA binding; DNA-binding transcription factor activity, RNA polymerase II-specific. The coding region runs from base 12 to 2414 and encodes 800 amino acids. The record is from RefSeq and is a predicted model, not a curated record. Gene Ontology annotation, biological process: regulation of transcription by RNA polymerase II.